UUUUUAGACGCUCCCUAAGGUUUUUCCCAUAUACGGGGACGUUGUUGAGAGACCGUCUAUAAAUUGCGCUGUGGCUGCAGGAGCGCGCACUCACACCCUGUCAAACGCCGAGACUGACACCGAUCCGAUUCGCCCUCAGGAUGUCCAUCAGUAAGAUUCACGCUCGUGAAAUCCUCGACUCUAGAGGAAAUCCCACUGUUGAAGUGGAUCUUUACACAAGUAAAGGUCGUUUCCGGGCGGCUGUUCCCAGCGGUGCUUCCACUGGAGUUCAUGAGGCUCUGGAGCUCCGAGAUGGAGACAAAACCCGUUACCUGGGCAAAGGUACCCAGAAGGCCGUGGACCAUGUGAACAAGGAGAUCGCUCCCAAACUGAUUGAGAAGAAGUUCAGCGUCGUUGACCAGGAGAAAAUUGACAAGUUCAUGCUGGAACUCGAUGGAACCGAGAACAAAUCUAAGUUUGGUGCUAACGCUAUCCUGGGUGUGAGUCUGGCCGUGUGUAAGGCAGGCGCCGCUGAGAAGGGAGUCCCGCUGUACCGCCACAUCGCCGACCUCGCCGGAAACAAGGACGUGAUCCUCCCCGUGCCCGCGUUUAACGUCAUCAACGGAGGCUCUCACGCCGGCAACAAACUGGCCAUGCAGGAGUUCAUGAUCCUCCCCGUGGGCGCCAAGAACUUCCAUGAGGCCAUGAGGAUCGGUGCCGAGGUUUACCACAACCUGAAGAACGUCAUCAAAGCCAAAUACGGCAAAGACGCCACCAACGUGGGAGACGAGGGCGGUUUCGCUCCUAACAUCCUCGAGAACAACGAGGCUCUUGAGCUGUUGAAGUCUGCCAUCGAGAAGGCCGGAUAUCCUGAUAAGAUCAUCAUCGGCAUGGAUGUUGCAGCAUCAGAGUUCUUCAAGAGUGGAAAAUAUGAUCUGGACUUCAAGUCACCUGAUGACCCCAAGCGCCACAUCACUGGAGAGCAGCUGGGAGAUCUGUACAAGAGCUUCAUUAAGAACUACCCAGUCCAGUCCAUUGAGGAUCCGUUCGACCAGGACGACUGGGAGAACUGGAGCAAGUUUACAGGAUCUGUUGACAUCCAGGUGGUGGGAGAUGAUCUGACCGUGACAAACCCCAAACGCAUCCAGCAGGCGUGUGAGAAGAAGGCCUGCAACUGCCUCCUGCUUAAAGUCAACCAGAUCGGCUCUGUCACCGAGUCCAUCCAGGCUUGUAAGCUGGCUCAGUCUAAUGGUUGGGGUGUGAUGGUGAGCCAUCGCUCCGGCGAGACUGAGGACACCUUCAUCGCUGACCUGGUGGUCGGUCUCUGCACAGGACAGAUCAAGACCGGCGCCCCCUGCAGAUCAGAGCGUUUGGCUAAGUACAACCAGCUGAUGAGGAUCGAGGAAGAGCUCGGUGACAAGGCCAAGUUUGCGGGCAAAGACUUCCGUCACCCAAAACUCUAAACCAUCCAAGUUCCUCCAUCAGUACUGCAGCAUCACCAAUGUCCUUUUUUGAAAUGAGAAGUGAAUAAAAAAAGUGAAAGAAA
Messenger RNA from Ctenopharyngodon idella (grass carp), 1525 nucleotides. It is a transcript of the gene eno3, whose product is annotated as enolase 3, (beta, muscle). Gene Ontology annotation, molecular function: phosphopyruvate hydratase activity; magnesium ion binding. The record is from RefSeq and is a predicted model, not a curated record. Gene Ontology annotation, biological process: glycolytic process. Lineage: Eukaryota; Metazoa; Chordata; Actinopteri; Cypriniformes; Xenocyprididae. Gene Ontology annotation, cellular component: phosphopyruvate hydratase complex. Bases 141 to 1442 code for a protein of 433 amino acids. The transcript has 12 exons.